Molecule: messenger RNA, 1392 nt
Organism: Procambarus clarkii (red swamp crayfish)
Lineage: Eukaryota; Metazoa; Arthropoda; Malacostraca; Decapoda; Cambaridae
Source: RefSeq, a predicted model, not a curated record
AUGAGUAAGACCAUGAGUAAGACCAUGAGUAACACCAUGAGUGAGACCAUGAGUAAGACCAUGAGUAAGACCAUGAGUAAGACCGUGAGUAAGACCAUGAGUAAGACCGUGAGUAAGACCGUGAGUGAGACCAUGAGUGAGACCAUGAGUAAGACCAUGAGUAAGACCAUGAGUAAGACCAUGAGUAAGACCAUGAGUAAGACCGUGAGUAAGACCAUGAGUAACACCAUGAGUAACACCAUGAGUGAGACCAUGAGUAAGACCAUGAGUAAGACCGUGAGUAACACCAUGAGUGAGACCAUGAGUAAGACCUCUGCUCCAGGAGGUCCUGUCAUCCACCAGUCUGCUCCAGGAGGUCCUGUCACCCACCAGUCUGCUCCAGGAGGACCUGUCACCCACCAGUCUGCUCCAGGAGGACCUGUCACCCACCAGUCUGCUCCAGGAGGACCUGUCACCCACCAGUCUGCUCCAGGAGGACCUGUCACCCACCAGUCUGCUCCAGGAGGACCUGUCACCCACGAGUCUGCUCCAGGAGGUCCUGUCAUCCACCAGUCUGCUACAGGAGGACCUGUCACCCACCAGUCUGCUCCAGGAGGACCUGUCAUCCACCAGUCUGCUACAGGAGGACCUGUCACCCACCAGUCUGCUCCAGGAGGUCCUGUCAUCCACCAGUCUGCUCCAGGAGGACCUGUCACCCACCAGUCUGCUCCAGGAGGACCUGUCAUCCACCAGUCUGCUACAGGAGGACCUGUCACCCACCAGUCUGCUCCAGGAGGUCCUGUCACCCACCAGUCUGCUCCAGGAGGUCCUGUCACCCACCAGUCUGCUCCAGGAGGUCCUGUCACCCACCAGUCUGCUCCAGGAGGACCUGUCACCCACCAGUCUGCUCCAGGACGUCCUGUCAUCCAUCAGUCUGCUCUAGGAGGUCCUGUCACCCACCAGUCUGCUCCAGGAGGUCCUGUCAUCCACCAGUCUGCUCCAGGAGGACCUGUCACCCACCAGUCUGCUCCAGGUGGACCUGUCCCCCACCAGUCUGCUCCAGGAGGUCCUGUCACCCACCAGUCUGCUCCAGGAGGACCUGUCACCCACCAGUCUGCUCCAGGACGUCCUGUCAUCCAUCAGUCUGCUCUAGGAGGUCCUGUCACCCACCAGUCUGCUCCAGGAGGUCCUGUCAUCCACCAGUCUGCUCCAGGAGGACCUGUCCCCCACCAGUCUGCUCCAGGAGGACCUGUCCCCCACCAGUCUGCUCCAGGAGGACCUGUCACCCACCAGUCUGCUCCAGGAGGACCUGUCACCCACCAGUCUGCUCCAGGAGGACCUGUCACCCACCAGUCUGCUCCAGGAGGACCUGUCACCCACCAGUCUGCUCCAGCAGGACCUGUCACCCAUUAG